Messenger RNA from Epithele typhae, 597 nucleotides. RefSeq lists its product as uncharacterized. Bases 1 to 597 code for a protein of 198 amino acids. The transcript is spliced from 8 exons. NCBI's taxonomy places the organism in Eukaryota, Fungi, Basidiomycota, Agaricomycetes, Polyporales, Epitheliaceae. The record is from RefSeq and is a predicted model, not a curated record.
AUGUCUUCCCGCCCGGCGCAUAGCCUGACGCUCAGCGACCUCCAGGACUCGUGGCUCUCUGUCGCAUCGCUAGUUUUGGUUCUUUACGACUACCUUCUCACUCUCGACCGAGAGAUCCACUACAUUUGGCGUCGGAGUGUCUCCAGCGCGAGCAUACUCUAUCUCGUCUUGCGAUAUGUGUCGCUCGCGGCAGUGGUGGUCACCAUGCUCAACUUAUUCCCUUUCCCGGGGAAGGCGUCUGCUGGGUACGAGGUUGGCGCCGUCAUGCGAAUGAUGUCCCUACUGACCGGCGACCCCCAACAGAUGCAACGCAUCUCCGUCGGGCGUGCAGGCGGCAUCCUCGCCGAUCUCAUCGUGCUCAUCCUGACUUGGCAGCGAGCUUGGCCCGUGCGUGUACGUGGCAGGGUGUCGCACCAGUUCGCCCUUACGUCCGUCCUCUUCAACGACGGCACAACAUACUUUUCCGCGCUCCUCGUCGCCAACCUGAUGAGCCUCGUGUUCAUCAACAACAUCCAACUCGUCUUCGUCCUAAUCGGAUGGACCAGCGCGUGCGUCUUUCGUCCUUUUUUCGCCCUUGCCGCAUUGCGCCUCUCCUGA